Molecule: messenger RNA, 3367 nt
Organism: Bacillus rossius redtenbacheri
Lineage: Eukaryota; Metazoa; Arthropoda; Insecta; Phasmatodea; Bacillidae
Product: polypeptide N-acetylgalactosaminyltransferase 16-like
Exons: 14
Coding region: 264-1883 (539 amino acids)
Biological process (GO): protein O-linked glycosylation
Cellular component (GO): Golgi apparatus
Molecular function (GO): polypeptide N-acetylgalactosaminyltransferase activity
Source: RefSeq, a predicted model, not a curated record
UAAAUACUAGCAUUAUGAAGCUCUAUUCAUAAAUUUGAAGAUAUUUACGACCACGAGAAUACCUAAAACAGCAUGUUAUUAAAUGGCAAAUAAAUACAUAUUUUGAAACUUCUGGUGACUUACAGAAUUCACAAAAAAAUAAGCCACAUGAUGAUCAGAUGUUUUCCAAACGCUCGUGGAGCUUGGCUCCGCCUACUUUUUGACGUCACCGUCGCAGGUCAACAGAAUGAAAAUGCUCCAGCGAACAGCAGACGGCGUUUGAUAUGUGGAGGAAACGGCGGUUCUUUCGUGUCGGGAUACUUAGUGCCUUCGCUUUCAUCGGGAUUUAUUACGUGACAACGCAGAUUUACACCAUUAAAUACCGGACUCGACGCAAGGCGGGGCUGCCGGGCGCACGCGCCGUGCUCGCCGCGGACGAGCAGCUGUACGUGCGGGGGGCGGCGCUCGCCGGCGCGGAGGGCGCCCUGGCCCGCCACGCCUUCAACCUCACCGCCAGCGACUCGCUGCCGAGCGACCGGCCGCUGCCCGACACCCGCCACCCCAGGUGCGGUGAGGAAGAGUACGAGAUCUCUCCCUACCAGACGACCUCCGUCAUCAUUGCCUUCCACAACGAGGCCCGGUCGGCCCUCCUCAGAACAGUAGUCAGUGUCCUCAACAGGACGCCCCCUGAUUUGUUGGAGGAAGUGAUAUUAGUGGAUGACUUCAGUAGCAAUGAACAAGACGGCCUACUUUUAGCAUCUUUAUCCAAAGUUAAAGUUGUUCGGAAUGAGGCAAGAAAAGGACUGAUCCGCUCGCGAGUGCGCGGGGCUGCGGAGGCCCGCGGCCACUUCCUCGUGUUCCUCGACAGCCACUGCGAGGUGAACAUCGGCUGGCUCGAGCCACUGCUGGCAACAGCACAGGAUCAGGUGACGGUGGCAUGUCCUGUCAUUGAUGUCAUAGACCUCGACACCUUUCAGUAUCGCUCGUCAUCGAUGGACCUGAAAGGAGGCUUCGACUGGGGUCUGCAUUUCAAGUGGAUACCGCUGAGUGAAACCGACAAGGAGGCACGAUACCACCCAUUUUCUCCAUUUUCGAGUCCCGUGGUGCCCGGGGGACUGUUCCUAGUCAGCAGGGAGUGGUUCAGUCAACUCGGAGCUUUCGAUGCCGGCCUGGAAGUGUGGGGAGCCGAAAGCUUAGAGAUCUCCCUGAAGACGUGGCUGUGUGGCGGGCGGCUGCUGGUCGUGCCUUGCAGCAGGGUGGGCCACGUGUUCCGCAAGAAGCACCCCUACACCUUCCCGGACGGCAACGCCUACACCUAUCUCAGGAACACAAAACGAAUAGCUGACGUAUGGCUGGACGAAUACAAGCAGUUUUUCUACGAGGCUAAGCCGAAUGCCAAAGACAUAUCUUCAGGCAGUCUCGAUGAACGACUGUCGCUGAAAUCCAGGUUAGACUGCAAGCCAUUCCAGUGGUUCCUUGAAAAUGUCUUCCCAGAGCUGAGGCUGCCCAACGAGGAGAACACGGCGUUCGGGCAGCUGAGGCAGGGCUCGCAGUGCCUGCAGUCGAGCGGGGAGGGCUCGGAGCCCCACACGGCGACGUGCAGCGACACGCCCGGCUCCCAGCACUCCUGGGCCUACAACAGCCGCUCCGCGCAGGUCCUCAGCGCCAAGCUGUGCCUCACCUUCGACAAGCGCCUCACCACCGAGAAGUGCCGGCACACGCACAACCAGACGUGGAGCCGUCACGGGAGGGCGGUGGUGCACCUGGCGACGGGCGCGUGCCUCGAGACGGGCCUCGGCCGCGAGGUGAGGGUGCGGGAGUGCCGUCGUGGCGCCAUCGCGCAGCAGUGGGACUUCACGGUGGAGCUACAGUCGCAGGGCGACACCGCCGUCAACAUCACGUGACGGCCGCACGCCCCCCCCUCGUCCCCCCCGCGUCGAGGAGGGACGUGCCCACACAAGCCUGGCGCUGACGUACAGAGGAGCUUUCCAGCGGUCGGGCCGAGACGCGAGGAUCAUCUGACGCAUAUCUUUGUUUCUCUACAACUCUCUCUGUCCAACUUCUGUCUUCCUCUCUUUCCUCGGGCGGCAGUCACAUCUUCAACUGAACACAUCUGCAUGUGGACGUUCCACACUACGGAAGGCAAUUGUGAACCACAGUGGAAUCAUAUGGCUGGGGGAUACCAAGCAGCCUCGUGAGCCUACACAGACGUUCCACUUCAUGUACCUUCCAUCUUCACAAUUUUUAAAUGGUAUUCUCUCACGCCCCGUGACUGCUAUCACUUUAUCCAAGCUUUUCCAUCAAAAAUCUAAGAUCUCUACUGCAACUCUUGCCUAAGUAACAUCUUUUUUUUUUUUCUUAACCUGGCUAGCUACAGUCGAGACUUGGGACUAGGGGAAGUAUAAUUCCAUUUGUUUUUGCCUACCCAACUGUAAAAUUCAGCUUUAAUCUGUCCCUCCUAGUAAGUUAAAGUUGUGUGUGAUGGAAUAAAUGUUUGGUCAACAUUAACCAGUAUUCAGCUACAGUUUAUUUACUAUAUGCUAAAGAUUUUUAAGACUAACAGUUCUGCCACAAAUUACAUUUUUGGAACUUCAGGAACUCAUCCAACUGUCUGAGGAACACUAAGUACAUGGUGGUCGACAAUAUUUAUUAUAGGUGCACAGCAUUUAGCAUUAUCUGUGAUGUUCCUUUUUCACAAUGAAUUGUGAAUGUGAUAAAUACAAAUUUUAGCUUAAAAAUUUUUUUUUAAGAAAUACUAUGCUGACAUGAGACUAUUUUAUGGCAAAAUAAUUUUUAUUAGUGUUACAGAGAUCAGCAGUUAUAUUAUUAAUUUUGAGUGUUGUGCAAAUAUUAUUAUUAAUAGUUAUUGAAUUUAUUAUGUUCACUUAAAAAAAAAAAAAAACUACUUCAGAAUUAUCAAAAGUAUGUUGUUAUUUUUGAACCUGGUAUUCAAAGCCAUACUAAACAUGUAGCUAGAUUUGACAAUAAACAUUUAAAAAUUCAUUGCAAUUGAAGAAUGGAGUUUACUUCUAGCAAGCAUAAUCAUGUCAUAGUUACAUGAAAAAUUGGUAUUAGAAUAUUCAUUUGAAUUGAAUGUUUAUUUCCUUAUAACUUUCAGUGUCAGAUUUGCAUUCAAAAAUGAAUGUUUAGAUCUCUGUGAUACUGAUGUUAAAUAUUUGUACAACUUAAAUUUUGGCAAUAACUUUGAAGAAAGUAUUAUAAUAUUGUUAAUUGUUGUAAAUUUUUCUUGUAAUAUAAAUUGUACAUAAAUUUUGUUGUUUGGAACUAUUUUUGUAUAUAUACAGAGCUGUAUGUGAUCUAAGUACUGUAAUGGAUGAAAAGAGCCAAUAAAAUGAGACUGGUUUAUAAUACUGUAGCUCUACAUAAA